Molecule: messenger RNA, 1049 nt
Organism: Oncorhynchus kisutch (coho salmon)
Lineage: Eukaryota; Metazoa; Chordata; Actinopteri; Salmoniformes; Salmonidae
Product: homeobox protein OTX1-like
Exons: 6
Coding region: 48-818 (256 amino acids)
Biological process (GO): regulation of transcription by RNA polymerase II
Molecular function (GO): DNA-binding transcription factor activity, RNA polymerase II-specific; RNA polymerase II transcription regulatory region sequence-specific DNA binding
Source: RefSeq, a predicted model, not a curated record
UUCUAGUGGAGAACCCAACGCAGUCAGUAGUGAAGGAGAGGGAGGAGAUGGAGACAGUUGAGGUGAACGAGCUCCAGCCUCCCCGGCCCCCGCAUCGCAACCGCACCACCUUCACCCUGGGGCAGUGCAGAGUGUUAGAGCAAGAAUUCACACAGAGCCACUAUGCAGACAUGUUCACCAGGGAAAAACUGGCAUCUGAGAUACAACUUCCAGAGGACACCAUCAAGGUGUGGUUCUCAAACAGAAGAGCAAAAUGGAGGAGGGAAGCCAAGUAUAAGAGCAGUGUCCACGGAGCACAUACUUCAUUGCUGAUCAACCAAAAGAACAAAGAUUUCCCUUCACUGAAUUCAAUGACAACAACCAACUCAAUGACUCAACAGACUCACUGGGGUCAGAGGGAGAGUUUGGGAGUACAGUUUGACACUUCAUGCUCAGAAAUCUCCCAGAGAUAUGGUCCAGCUACUACAAUAGAGAGAGGUAUAGGAGGAACAGAAGUGUUGGGCUAUAGAGGCAUCUCCAUUCCGCUUCCAUCCUCAGCAUCUCAAUACUCAGGCAGCAACACGUUCCCAUUGGUCCAUCCCCAGGACGAGAGGACUCCAUCGGCUCACCAUGCAGAGAGAUUCAUUUUCCCAUUGGCUCAUCAUUACACAGACGUGAGGACAGUCUUCCCAUUGGCUCAUCAGACUGAGAGGAUGGGACAUUCACUGAACUAUCAUUGGGAUGAUGGGUCAAAUUUCCAAUUUGUUCAUCACCAAACAGAUGAAAGGAUUCUAUUGGCUCAUCACAGGGAGAGGACUGGUGGUCCAUCGCUUAUAUGACAGAAUGUCUCUCCCCUUUUCCAAAACACUUUUCUCUGAAUGUCAGAGCCAAACAUUCAUACACACACACACACACACACACACACACCUCUAAGGCUCUGCUGAUUACUACUGGGCAGGGUAUGCAAUAGAGUGGGUACAGAGACAUUCCAAUCGUGACCUAAUGUGUUUAAAAUUACAUUUCUACAGGCUAUUGCAACAUAUCUCAGUGAAAUGUAUGACCUUUUCUGU